AUGGCGGCGCCCUACGUCCACGCCACCGCCCACCGCAAAUCCUCCUCCGACGACCGUCCGAAUCGCGCCCGGGGAAACCGGCCUCCUCUUCCCUUGUUGCCGGAUGACGCGAUCCACAACAUCUUCUCCUUUCUGCCCAUCGAAGACGCCGUCAGGACCAGCGUCCUCUCCAGGCGCUGGCGGUCCACCUGGACCUCGACCACCCACCUUGUAUUCGAUGGAUUCCGAUCUCGCAAUCGCGACGCCCGCUCCCUCGACUUCCCGUCCCUCGUUGGCCGCGUCCUGAGCCAGUGCACCUCGCCCACGGUGAAGAAGUUGCACGUCACCAACUUCAAGUACCGCCGCCGCUACCGCCCCAAGCUCGACCUCUGGCUCCACUUCGCACUGGGGCGCCGCGUGGAGGAUCUUCGGCUGUGGCUGAUCAGCGAGCAGUGGAUUAGAUAUACACUGCCACCGUUCUUGUAUUGCUCGGGUUGGUUGGUGCGUCUCGAAGUCAGUUGGUGCAGUUUCAGGUCGGAUGAGACUAUUUGGUGGCCUUGUCUUAAGUUCUUGUCGAUCGAAGAUGCGGAUUUGGAUGAUGAUAUGCUCGGGCGAAUCUUCACGGGAAGUCCCGUUUUAGAGUUCCUCAAGUUGGGGCGGUGCCGCUACGUGGAGAACAUUAUAAUAGAUUCAACAAGUGUGAAAGAUUUGGUAUUGAUUGGCAGCAAAAACUACUCUUACUCUUACAUGGAGAAAAUUUGGGCUCCACAUUUGCUCUCGUUGCGUGUAUCAGGGACGUGGUCGGGGCCGUGGCUGUGCACCCAUAUAUUCAGACUUGACGAUAUAUCUUCUUUAGUUGAAGCCGAGUUAGCUUUUUCCGGUCGAACUUCCUUAUUUGAGUGGAUGUACUGCAACUUGUUGAAGGAACUUCUUGACAGGCUGUGUGGAGUUCCUAAAAUCACCAUUGGCAGUUGGUGUUUGAAGAGUCUGAUACUACGCACACCAAUUAGUCAAUUGCACCUUCCUGGGAUAGCAUACAUGCUACGAAGUUCACAGUGCUUGGAAAGAUUAGUCAUACACCUAACUGGUGUCCUCCGAUUGAAGGGAGAAUCAAAAGGAAGUUGUAACUAUGAUGAAGAAGAUUUUUUGUGUUCACGGAAGGAAAGCUUUCAAUGUUUGGCGACACAUCUUAACCAAGUUGAGAUCAUUGGUUUCAAAGCUAAUAGCUUGGGGUCAAAACAUGUGCUCACCUUGAUUAAGUUUCUUCUUGGCAAUACAUUUACACUGGAGAAGAUGAUUAUCAAGGCUGAUUUGCGUGCAAGGAAUGGACAAAAACGUCUUCAAGCGACUGUUCUUUCGGAACUGCUUGCUGUCCGCCAAAAUGUGCUCAGCUAUCAAAGAGCUUCCAAAAAUGCUGAAAUUAUUUUCGAUUAUCCUCUUCAAUUGGCGUCCUUCUAG
Molecule: messenger RNA, 1437 nt
Organism: Eucalyptus grandis
Lineage: Eukaryota; Viridiplantae; Streptophyta; Magnoliopsida; Myrtales; Myrtaceae
Product: F-box protein At5g03100-like
Exons: 3
Coding region: 1-1437 (478 amino acids)
Molecular function (GO): protein binding
Source: RefSeq, a predicted model, not a curated record